This is a messenger RNA of Aspergillus puulaauensis, 1527 nucleotides long. RefSeq lists its product as uncharacterized. NCBI's taxonomy places the organism in Eukaryota, Fungi, Ascomycota, Eurotiomycetes, Eurotiales, Aspergillaceae. Bases 1 to 1527 code for a protein of 508 amino acids. The record is from RefSeq and is a predicted model, not a curated record. The transcript has 3 exons.
AUGUUUUCCUUUUUUCCAUUUAGCUCUGCUGAUGAGGCCUCCAAGGGAGCCCAGCCCGAUUCAGACAACGCUGCACGCGACCUUUGGGAUCCAACGCCUAUCUCCUUCGACUGGACCAGCAUCUCCAACCCGUGCGACGAAAUCGAGUCUGGGGACGAAUAUUCUGUUGUAGGUACUAAUGCAGACAUUAAGGAGAACCCCGUCGAGGUCGACUUGUGUGAUCGGCCAGCACCCCUCCAUGGCGAGACCGAACCGGCCACUGAAGACUCUCGUCAAGCUGAGAGUAAUGACGCAGAUGCUUCGUCGGACCAGAUCCGCGAAACAACAGCAGCAGAUUGUGCUACGGAGGAAACGGCCAAUACUCCCAGAGAUAGCGAAGGCCGGGAUAAACCGUCGGAUGAAAGCCAUGCAGUGGCUACACCGUAUCCUCUAGCUACUAGCGAGACAAAGCGCGCGGCGAGUACACCCACGCCUUUUACAAAGACAAUAGGGUCAAGGUCGGAACCAUGUCCUGAUAAUCGAAAGAAUUUGCUGCGUAAGGAAGAAACUCGUGCUGAUAAGGUUCUGGAGAAAAGCCGCGCCAUAGCCACUUGGGCACGGUGUGUCGAGAUAUCGCCGGUAUCUCCCCGGUUUCUUCUCAGUAUUGUCAGUGGCAGGCAUGUUGUUGACCCGGAGGGGGAUGUGACUAUUGCAUUGCGAGACGUCGAUCCCCCGUUUGCUGUCUGGGGUGGGCCUCCGACGCCAGCCUCUAGAUCCCAACCCAAAGUUACAAGGUUUAUUGAGGUAAUCCAGUAUCAAGUUUCAGGAAAGUGCAUCAAGGGUGCCACGCCUAUGCUUCAGCAGGUAAUGGGGGCCCUAUCCAAGGGGGAACAAGAGAUGAUCCUUCUGUCGUCGUUUGACUCUGAAGCGCUUUUGGUAUUAUUGAAUAUUCUGCACUGGCGGCUUGACAAAGUGCCACGCAUGGUGAGUCUUGAGCUCCUAGCCAAGAUCACGAUUAUAUCAGGCAAUCUUGGAUGCCAUGGCCUGCUGGAGGAUCACGCGAGAAGGUGGAUGUCAGCGCUGGGAGACACCAUCCACAAUCUGAGGUACUCGCGCGAUCUUGUGAUAUGGCUCUGGUUAACGUGGGCUUGGGGUCUCCGCAGGGAGCGGCUGACUGCGUCUUGGAGGCUUCUAACAUUGAGUCCAAGGAAGCUUGAUGCUCGGAGAGAGGCUGUUAUUCAAGACAUCGUCGACAUGACCUACCAGAAGUUCUAUGGUGGUCUGGAGGCUGUCAAGCUCUCGGAAUGCAGGGGUUACUGCUGUGCAUCAUUGCUGGGCGGUUGGAUGCUGCGGAUGCAGAAGACUGGCCUGUUCCCAGUUAAACCUACAGCGCCUUUCUGCGGAAUCGUAUACGAGCAACUGGCGGCAAAAUGGACUUUCGACUUUCUGAAGGACCAACCUGACCAGGGUCAGUGCAAAUGUUAUCACGACUGUGUAAAGGAACUGGGAGGUCCUGGCGGUGUUGGGCCCCGUCUGGUAUGCUGGUGA